This is a messenger RNA of Hermetia illucens (black soldier fly), 2129 nucleotides long. RefSeq names its product facilitated trehalose transporter Tret1-like. Gene Ontology annotation, cellular component: membrane. Gene Ontology annotation, biological process: carbohydrate transport; transmembrane transport. The transcript has 8 exons. Gene Ontology annotation, molecular function: sugar transmembrane transporter activity. Bases 353 to 1768 code for a protein of 471 amino acids. The record is from RefSeq and is a predicted model, not a curated record. NCBI's taxonomy places the organism in Eukaryota, Metazoa, Arthropoda, Insecta, Diptera, Stratiomyidae.
AUCUCUGGUUAUUCGAGUAUGUAUCCGAGAUUGUUUCUAACGCAUAUCUGCGUUGAUGUGGAACAUUACACACAGCAGGCUUUUUCGGUGUGAUCUCAAAUAUUUAAUUAAUUUUGAAUAGAUAAAAUGCAGUGAAUUCCAAAUCUGAAGCUUUACCAUAACACGGGGGAGGGUAUAUAUGGGUCAAAUUCAUGGCCAAGACUAGUGAGUUUUGUCUGGUAAUUCGAUCCGAAUAUUAGGAGGAAGUGUGAAGUGGUGAAUUUUUCAAGUUGAUUGCUCCCUUAGAGUUUAUAUGAAACACAGUAACUUUGAUUUUUCAAAUAUUAGUGGGUGUUAAAAAUCGGGCGAAAAAAUGCCAAAGAGCGGAUCGAAAUAUCAACAAUAUGCAACGCUUUGUGUUAAUCUUUUAACGAUUUGUUAUGGAGCGUUCGUUGGAUGGUCGUCAGCAGCCUUCCUACUGUUUCAAUCUGAAGAUUCGCCAUUGGAUGGAGGCCCUCUUUCAACGGCUGAAGUAUCAUGGGUUGGUUCUAUAUUAUGUGUUGGAGGACUUCUUGGUACAUUCCUUUUUGGUUGGAUGUCAGACAGAUUUGGUAGAAAGAAAUCCUUGUUGUUUGCUGUUAUUCCACAAUUGUUGAGUUGGCUGUUCAUUGUAGUAGGAAACAGUUUCUUCUAUCUAAUGAUCUCACGUAUAAUGGGAGGUAUAUGUGCAGGAGCAAUUUUCAUCUUAGUACCCAUCUACGUCCACGAAAUAGCUCAGGACCGAAUUCGCGGCGCACUUGGUACAUUCUUCUCCUUUUCCUGCAACAUUGGAAUACUCACGGCCUAUGUUCUCGGGAACUAUAUGAGUUACAAUACAAGUCCCUACAUUUUCAUAGGUGUGACCGUACUCUACUUUGUUUUGCUGUUGUUCCUACCUGAGUCUCCUAUCUAUCUAAUGAAGAGACAAAAGGAACAGAAAGCUGAGCAUUCCCUUCGCUAUUUCAGGAAUAUGAGAAAGAUUUCACAGCCUCCAGAUUUCUUUAAAGACGAAAUAGAGAAGCUAAGAAAUGAUUACAUAGACGGGAACACCAAGGGCGAGGAGCCUCCAUUAGACUGGAAAGAUUUGAGUAACCCAGUGGCAAGGCGUGUUAUAAUAAUUGGUGUUUCCCUGAUGGCUCUUAACCAAUUCUGCGGAUGUUUCGCGAUCAUCAGCUACACAGCAACUCUAUUUGAACAAUCUGGCUCAUCCCUAAGUCCCAACGUUUCAACUAUUAUUGUGGGAAUCCUCCUGCUAGUAGGGGCAUAUGUUUCUACCGUCCUUGUAGACCGAGCAGGUCGUAGGUUGUUACUAUCACUAUCCGCCGUGGGAACAGGAGUCGGGGAAGCUUGCUUGGGGCUGUAUCUCUACUGUAAAAUACUCGGAUAUAAUGUUGAAGCUGUAAACUGGCUCCCAAUUGUGAGCAUCUCGUUUGUUAUAUUCGUCGCAUCCUUGGGGGUAUUGACUUUGCCUUUUGUCGUCCUGGCGGAGAUAGCGCCACCGAAAAUUCGUGGUGUAGCCGUUUCGUUGUGUAUGAUUACGUUUUGGAUAUUUGCUUUCUUGAGUAUUAAGUACGUUCCAAUCAUGAUGGUGUUCCUUGGACUGCACAGCUGCAUGUUCAUAUUUGCAGCUUGUUGCUUUGUUGGAGCUGCUUUUAUUCUAUUUUAUGUGCCGGAGACCAAGGGUAAAAGUUUAGAAGCUAUACUCGCCUCUUUCGAAGGAAGAGCACCUGAGCUCGUGGAGCUGAAAUAGAGUAGAGUUCCUGAAUACCCAAUUGUACUAUAUGGAGCUGUGAAGCAACUAGGCGUAUAAGGCACUUUCUUUUUGAAAGUAUUACCUUAUAUUUCGUAUAAAUUAUAUGGAAAUGCGACUGAAGACACUAACAGUCCACUUAAGGGAUGAAAUAUGAAGAUAUGGGUGUCCCUUUUUAGGAUUUUUUUUGUAAAAAGUGAUCUUUACAAUAUAUAAUAGUUUUCUUAUUGAUGUUAGCUUAAGGGUUCAGUUUCUUUUGACUGCAAAUCUGAUGAAGAUUUUUUUAUUUGCCUAUAAAUAUUAAGAAAUUAUGGCCCAUGAUAACUUCUUUGACAUUGUAAAUAAAAAAAUUUAAAUCUUA